Messenger RNA from Trifolium pratense (red clover), 3130 nucleotides. RefSeq names its product cation/H(+) antiporter 4-like. The record is from RefSeq and is a predicted model, not a curated record. The transcript has 3 exons. NCBI's taxonomy places the organism in Eukaryota, Viridiplantae, Streptophyta, Magnoliopsida, Fabales, Fabaceae. Gene Ontology annotation, molecular function: antiporter activity. Gene Ontology annotation, cellular component: endomembrane system; membrane. Gene Ontology annotation, biological process: regulation of pH; proton transmembrane transport. Bases 263 to 2623 code for a protein of 786 amino acids.
AAGCCACAAAGUCAUAACAUAAUUAUUUAUUUAUAGAAUUAAAGAAUGAUUACCACAACAACAGUUUAUGAUCGUAUACUUUGAUGUUGGUGACAUCAAAGUAUCCGAUCAUAAACUCUAAUCUUACUGACAUCAAAGAAAAACUUGGUGACAACAAAAGAAAAAGCAAAAGAUUAUUAUAUGUUUAUUGAAUCAUUUUCCUUCCAACAUCUUUGAAUUUCAAUUCUCAUAUAUAUCUUUUUGAGAACUUUGGUGUUGUGAGAUGGAUUUUUUAAAUCUAUCUGCAAAUCAGACCUUAUUCUUGUCAAUAUCAUAUUUUAAUACAUCAUCAGAUUCUACAACCUUAACCUUCAAUGUUUGUUCUGCUGCUCCACCAAAUAUUGUUUCAGAUGGAUUAUGGGGUGGACAAAAAAAUGGAAGGGUUCCAAUGAAGUCUGCACUUCCUAUGUUUGAGAUGCAAGUUCUUGUGAUUUUUGCUAUCACACAAAUCUUCGAUUUAUUCCUAAAACGUUUGGAUUUCCCUGAAUUUAUUGGACAAAUGAUGGCUGGCCUAAUUUUAGGUCCUUCAAUUCAAAUAAGAGAAAUCGACAAAUACAAGAAUAUAUUGUUUCCAUAUGGAAGUCAAGACAUACUUGCAACAAUAACAUCAAUCGGUUAUGCACUCUUCAUCUUUAUCAAUGCUGUGCAAAUGGAUUUGAGCAUGGUAACAAGGACAGGACACAAGGCUUGGACCAUUGCAAUCAUGGGAUUGGCUAUGCCUUUACUCAUUUGUCUUUUGAUUCCACUCUCCAUACUUCAAGGUACUAGUCAUGAAGUUAUAGCAACUUUUCCUAAUGUGGUGCUACACCAUACCAUAACUUCUUUUGCAGUCAUUGCUUCGCUCCUCAACGAACUUAAAAUCCUUAACUCCGAACUUGGAAGGUUGGCAUUAUCCUCAGUGUUGGUGAGUGACAUACUAGGAACAACUAUGGGAAGUAUUCUUAAUGUCAUAAAGUAUUCACAUGAUUUAAGCAGGAUCAUAAAAGUUGGAAUGCCAUUGUUAGCUUUUGUUAUCCUUGUUCCGUUGAUUUUUCGGCCAUUAAUGUUUUGGAUCAUCAAACAUACUAAAGAAGAAAGACCUGUGGAUGAUGGUUACAUCUAUGUUAUCAUUGUACUGGUAUUUGGUUUAGGUUGGAUUUCAGUUCGCAUAAACCAAGAUUUCAUCUUAGGUGCAUUUGUUUUGGGGUUGGCUGUGCCAGAAGGACCUCCAUUAGGAUCUGCAUUGGUUAAGAAGCUUGAAUUCUUUGGUACAAGUGUAUUUCUGCCUAUAUUUGUGACUUGUUGUGUGAUGAAGGCAGAUUUGACUUUGCCGGAUACACCAAGAGAAAUUAUUUUUACCGGUGGUUUCAUUAGCUUUACACACUUUGUCAAAAUAAUAGCAUACCUUAUACCUUCCCUCAUUUGCGAGAUCCCCUUGAAAGAUGCCUUGGCUCUUGCCCUAAUUUUGAAUGCAAAAGGUGUAGUGGAUAUUGGCAUAUUUUCUGGCUCAUAUGAUACAAAGCUUUUUAAUAAUGCAUCUUAUGGAGUGAUGAUUGUCAGUAUUAUGAUCAUAGCGUGCCUAGUAAAAUGGUUAGUGAAGAUAUUGUAUGACCCAUCAAGAAAAUAUGCCGGCUACCAGAGAAGGAACAUCGUGAGUUUAAAACCGGAUGCAGAACUGAGACUACUGGCCUGCAUUCACAAACAAUACAACAUAUCAGCUAUAACAGAUGUCAUCGACAUUUGUUCUCCAACAACAGAACAACCUAUCAUUGUGGAUGCAUUGCAUCUUAUUGAACUAGUUGGAAGGACAUCCCCCAUUUUCAUCUCCCAUCGUCUUCAAAAAACUGGCCACAAGUCUUACUCGGAUGACGUCAUUCUAGCUCUUGACCUAUAUGAACAUGAAAACUAUGGUGGAGUAACUACACACACUUACACAGCCAUAUCUCCACCUACCCUUAUGCAUGAAGACGUUUGUCAACUUGCAUUGGACAAAGUUGCGUCCAUCGUGAUUCUUCCUUUCCACAUAAGAUGGACUGUGGAUGGUGGCAUUGAAUCUGAUGACAAGAACAUAAGGUCCUUAAAUUGCAAGGUAUUAGAAGUAUCUCCAUGCACAGUAGGAAUCCUCGUGACUCGUUCUUUGUUACAAAACAACUCAUCCAUUAAGCUAGCCGUGAUUUUUCUUGGUGGAAGAGAUGACAGAGAGGCUUUGUGCUUAGCUAAAAGAGCGAUAAGGAACCUGAAAAUCAACUUGGUUGUGUACCACCUUGCACUUGAGCUAUACGUGCCAAACAUGGAAUAUCUACUAGAUAAUGAGGCACUAGAAGAAUUAAAGAAACCACCACAAUAUGGCUCGGAAAAUGUUUAUUACCAAAAAAUGAUUGUGAAUGAUAGUCAAAGGAUAUCUUCUGUUCUUCGCGAUAUAGCGAAUGAACAUGAUUUUUUCAUUGUUGGGAGAACACAUGAGUCAGACUUACCUCAGUUAGAAGGGCUAAAAGAUUGGAGUGAAUAUUCAGAGUUAGGCGUCAUUGGUGAUUUGAUUGCUUCACCAGAUUUUGGGAGCCGAGCCGGUGUUUUGGUAGUGCAGCAACAAGUCAAAGACAGAUAGCUGGUGGAAAUUCUAGUAGCCAAGUGAAACAAGAAAAGAAAAAAAAAACAAAGAGAUGCAAUGUGCAAAACAAUAGAGAUACUCUCUUUUUUCACACAACUAAAAGGGAUACAAGAUUUUCCCCCACCCCUUUUAUGAGAUAUAAACAGAGAUGCAGGGAAGAGAAAAUGUGAAAUCUGAUUGUGUAUUUGUGUGAAGUGAUGGAAAAAGACUAUAGAAAUAGAAAGAAAGAAAGAAGAGUGUAAACAAAGGUGUAAAAGAAAAAACAAAGAGUUUAAUUGAUAUGCACCGAUGGUGUAAAAUAGUUUUACACGAUCGUCCAAUAAACAACCACCAUUUUGCCAUGUUAUAUCAAGAAAGUGGGGUGAUGUGGCGGAAAACAUGGUUGACAUUGAUUGAUGGUGUAAAAUAAUUUUACACCGUCGGUGUAUAUAAAUUAAAUCCAAAAACAAAAUUGUUUUAGUACAUUGUUUUAAUACAACUAGCUACAGAUUUUUUCCAGCAAAA